UCGCCCAGCCGGGCUGAGUGUGGUGAACAUCCCUCAAGCUGCCUUUAGGAAUGGCUGAAAAAGCCCACACCUGCAAAUCACCCCCUCCCUGCCCCUCCACGGCAGGUUACAUUGGGGAGACUCUCCAGUCAUGAGAGGAAUGAGCCGGGAGUGAGCAAUUCACCAGCGUGCAGCACUGGAUGGGAAGCAGAGACAAGGAUGGACGAGGUUGACAGCCUUCUCGCGAAUGCAAGCAACAUCACUCCUCCCUGCGAACUUGGGCUUGAGAAUGGGACCCUUUUCUGCUUGGAUCGGCCUCACCCUUCCAAAGAGUGGCAGCCGGCGGUGCAAAUUCUCCUGUACUCCCUCAUAUUCCUACUCAGCGUGCUAGGAAACUCACUGGUCAUCACUGUGCUGAUUCGGAACAAGAGGAUGAGAACCGUCACCAACAUCUUCCUGCUGUCCCUGGCUGUCAGCGACCUCAUGCUCUGUCUCUUCUGCAUGCCCUUCAACCUCAUCCCCAACCUGCUCAAGGACUUCAUCUUCGGGAGUGCUGUUUGCAAGACCACCACCUACUUCAUGGGCACCUCGGUGAGUGUAUCCACCUUUAAUUUGGUAGCGAUAUCCCUGGAGAGAUACGGUGCGAUUUGCAAACCCUUACAGUCCCGUGUCUGGCAAACAAAGUCCCACGCUUUGAAGGUGAUUGCCGCUACCUGGUGCCUCUCCUUCACCAUCAUGACUCCGUAUCCCAUCUAUAGCAACUUGGUGCCUUUUACCAAAAGUAACAACCAGACCGCAAACAUGUGCCGCUUUCUCCUGCCCAAUGACGUCAUGCAGCAGUCCUGGCACACAUUCCUGUUACUCAUCCUCUUUAUUAUUCCUGGAAUUGUGAUGAUGGUGGCAUAUGGAUUAAUCUCUUUGGAACUCUACCAAGGAAUAAAAUUUGAAGCUAGCCAGAAGAAAUCUGCUAAAGAAAGGAAACCGAGCACCAGCAGCAGCGGCAGGUUCGACGACAGCGAUGGCUGCUACCUGCAGCGGCCCCGGCGCCCGGGGAGGCUGGCGCUGCGGCCCCUGUCCACCAGCAGCAGCAGGGUCAGCCGCGUCCGGAGCAGCAGCUCCGCCGCCAACCUGCUGGCCAAGAAGCGGGUGAUCCGCAUGCUCAUCGUCAUCGUGGUCCUCUUCUUCCUGUGCUGGAUGCCCAUCUUCAGCGCCAACGCCUGGCGCGCCUACGACACGGCCUCGGCCGAGCGCCGCCUCUCAGGGACCCCCAUCUCCUUCAUCCUGCUGCUCUCCUACACGUCCGCCUGCGUCAACCCCAUCAUCUACUGCUUCAUGAACAAGCGCUUCCGCCUGGGCUUCUUGGCCACCUUCCCCUGCUGCCCCCGGCCCGGCCCACCAGGGGCGCGGGGCGAGGUGGGGGAGGAGGAGGAAGGCAGGACCACCGGGGCGUCGCUGUCCAGGGGCUCCUACACCCACAUGAGCCCCUUGGCGCCGCCCCAGUGAUGUCCUGGGCCUGGACCUGGGCAGCAGCUGGGGGCGAGGAGGAGAAGGAAGGGGAGG
Molecule: messenger RNA, 1539 nt
Organism: Nycticebus coucang (slow loris)
Lineage: Eukaryota; Metazoa; Chordata; Mammalia; Primates; Lorisidae
Gene: CCKAR
Product: cholecystokinin A receptor
Exons: 5
Coding region: 199-1482 (427 amino acids)
Biological process (GO): neuropeptide signaling pathway
Cellular component (GO): membrane
Molecular function (GO): neuropeptide receptor activity; cholecystokinin receptor activity
Source: RefSeq, a predicted model, not a curated record